This is a messenger RNA of Sphaerulina musiva SO2202, 5541 nucleotides long. Its product is annotated as ATP-dependent DNA helicase. The coding region runs from base 181 to 4737 and encodes 1518 amino acids. The transcript has a single exon. Gene Ontology annotation, biological process: double-strand break repair via homologous recombination; DNA replication. NCBI's taxonomy places the organism in Eukaryota, Fungi, Ascomycota, Dothideomycetes, Mycosphaerellales, Mycosphaerellaceae. The record is from RefSeq and is a predicted model, not a curated record. Gene Ontology annotation, cellular component: nucleus; cytoplasm; RecQ family helicase-topoisomerase III complex. Gene Ontology annotation, molecular function: four-way junction helicase activity; ATP binding; nucleic acid binding.
AUCGUAUCAGAUAUCGGACUCCCCACUCCUGCGACGACCGUGGAGCUAGCGAGGUCAACAUACCAGCAGCCAGCGUCUUUCGUGCGAGACCCAAGUGUGGUGGCAGGAGCGGCCAAUACGUCCGCUCAGCAGGUGGCAAGAUCUGGCCCGCCGCACUCCCAACCUGCUGGCAGAGACGAAAUGGUGCGGAGGACAACGGCGCCCACGUCGGCUAGCAAGCCACAGGUAGCCGUGGGGCCACGUCAUGUGGAAGCGACACCUUCUAAGAUGGGGCGUCCAGCGCAGGCGGGCUCUGCACAGUCUACGCGCGGAGGCGCCACUUCCCAGCGAAUAUCAUUCAAGGACGUCGAAGAGAUGGACUUGACGGAGGAAUUUGCCAGACUGCAAAGCCCGAGUGCGAAAAGGCGGGCCCCGCCUCCUAUAGCUGGACGCAAGCGUAAGAGCGAUGAGUUUGAACUGGACAUCCGCAGUCAGACUGCUUCUGCGAAACGUCCAGUGCCUCCUCAGGUCAUCACACCACGGGCUUCGCAGGACUUCCCGUCUAUCGAGGAGGAUGAUGAGUUCGAUGACAGUACAGUCGGCCCUCCGCCACCAUAUUCUACUAUUCCCCCGAAGCAACAGACGUCAGCAGGGCUACGAGUCACUGGAAAUGAUGCAAGAGCCCCCGUGAAAUCGUUCGUGCAAGAUUCUGAGGAUGACGAUGACGAUCUCAUGAAUUUUGGUCACAAUGAAUAUAAUGGAAAUACUGCGGCACACCAGAGCACUCCUCACAGGCAGCCCGUUGACGUCAAGCCGAUCAUCAUUAGUUCUCCAGUUGUGGAUGCGCCGCCUAUCAAACGGCCAACAUCACGCGUAGUAGAGCAUUCCCACAUCAGCUCUCCGGGAGCGAUCCCACCUCCGAUACACUCCCAGGCAUGGUCCCGACCUGCAGAGGUGUUGCCAACUGUACACUACCCAGAUCUCAAAGCUACCCCAGGCUCAAAAGCAAUGAAUACACCAGUUCCACCACCGACCAACACCACUCCAGCAUUGACACCCGAAGCAGAAGAGCUGAAAACACUGCUUCUCACAUUAUUUGGUUCGUUCGAUACGUUUCACGCGCGUGCCUCAGCAAGAAUCGACGACAGAAUUGAAGUCGUUGUGGAAGAAACGACAGAUUGGAUGGAGGCUGGAAACGAUGACACCUCGAAAUUUGAUGCUGAGCUGGACGAACUUGAGGUCAAGAAGAGAAAUCUCGCCACACUCAAGUCCAAGUGUUCUGCUUAUAAGAAGGCGCAGGAGCACCGAGACCAAGCGAGGAUCGACCUGAAGCAGGCAGUAGCUGCACGGGAAGGUCGAGCUGAAGCGAAUGCAGCAAGUCGCGCUGCCCGAGACCGCCUGGACCAACUAGAGAACGAGUGCAUUGCAUUGCUCAAAUCUUGCGAGGAUGAUAUUCGCGCAGUAAUCGAUCCGCGCGUGGCAGUGAUGUCAACACAAGCGUUUCCAAGUGCUCCGGAAAGGGCACCUGCGCUGGCCAGCUCAAGCCGCAUCGCUCAAACCCAAGUCCAGCAGCAGAUGCUACCUCCUGCGCGGAAAGCCCAAGCACAGACGAAUCACGCUGAUACGGGAAAUGCUCGCGUCCGAUUCGACGAUAACUCGAGACAGCAGGACAGCCUCAUGUUCAGCGACCAUGCUUUCGACGACGAUAUUGAUGACAUGGACAUGCUCGAUACAAAUCGUGGCGUGUACGCUACGCGAAUGGGCACUCCGCCUGCUGCCUAUGAUGACGAUGAUGACUAUGGCAUGGAUGACGACGACGAGAUGCUGGACGUCGUACAAGGCUAUGACAACAGAGACGGAGGCCCGUCCACCAAGAUCACUCCUGGAAGAGCUGUAUUCGCUGAGAUGUCAAACAACGUGCAAGGACGACCUCAACCAGUCAAGACGAAGAGAGGUCCUGCGGUACAGUCGGAAGCUGAAAAGCAAGCGGCUCAUCGAGAGAAUAUGCGCUUCCCAUGGUCACAGGAAGUUGCGGAUAGGCUCACGAAGGUGUUCAAGAUGAAGGGGUUCCGCGAGAACCAAUUUCAAGCCAUCAAUGCCACUCUGAGUGGCAAAGAUGUCUUUGUAUUGAUGCCAACCGGGGGUGGCAAGUCGUUGACAUAUCAACUGCCUGCUUUGAUCCAGACGGGCAAGACUCGAGGCGUCACGGUCGUAGUGUCGCCCCUACUCAGUCUCAUGCAAGAUCAAGUUCAACAUCUCAAGCAGCUUGGCAUACAAGCCUUCCUCAUCAAUGGUGAGACCACCCCUGAAGACAAGAGGAGGGUCAUGGAUGCUCUCUGGAAGCCGAAUGUCGAGCAGUUCGUGCAGUUGCUGUAUGUCACCCCGGAGAUGCUGGGAAAGAGUGAGAACAUGCUCCGAGCAUUCGAGGGAUUGCAUCGCCGCGGCAAGUUUGCGAGGCUUGUGAUCGAUGAAGCACAUUGCGUCAGUCAAUGGGGCCAUGAUUUUCGUCCCGAUUACAAGAACCUGGGUGAAAUUCGACAGCGAUUUCCAGGCGUGCCGCUCAUGGCGCUGACAGCUACGGCAACGACGCGAGUACGAGAGGAUACCAUGCACAAUUUGGGCAUGGAGAAGAACAAUCCGGACAAAUGCCAAGUGUUCACGCAAAGCUUUAACCGCGAGAAUCUGUAUUACGAAGUCCGCCCCAAGCCGAAGGGCAAAGAGGGAAUUUCCGCCAUGGCGGACAUCAUCAAGGACUCGCAUCCCAGAGAGACGGGCAUCAUAUAUUGCUUGUCGCGUGCAAACUGCGAGGACAUUGCGAAAGCGCUGCAGAAGACCCAUAAGAUCCGAGCGCAGCACUACCACGCUGGCCUGAAAGGAUCUGAGAAGAGUAUGGUACAGGAAGAGUGGCAGGCGGGCCGAAUCAAGGUCAUCGUAGCCACUAUCGCGUUCGGCAUGGGCAUUGACAAGAGCAACGUUCGGUUUGUUAUACACCACACCAUUCCUAAAUCUUUGGAAGGCUACUACCAGGAAACCGGCAGAGCUGGUCGCGAUGGCAAUCCUUCUCGAUGCUACUUACUCUAUGGGUAUGGCGAUGCGGGCAAGUUACGUCGCAUGAUUGACGAUCCCAAGAAUGAAGGCAGUCGAGAAGUGAAGGACAUGCAGCACCAGAUGCUGCGCAAGAUGAUUCAGUACUGCGAGAAUAGGAGUGAUUGCAGGCGCGUGCAGGUGCUCAGCUACUUCAACGAACGCUUCGACAAAGCAGAUUGCCACGGCGGGUGCGAUAAUUGUCAAUCGGAAUCCACCUUCCAGGAAGUCAACCUCACCAAAGAAGCAGAGCAAGCCAUCAAUCUCGUGAGACAAGUGAAGACGCACAAGGUGACGAUUCUACACUGCAUUGAUGUGUUCAGAGGCGGAAUGAGCGCGAAGGCGAAAGCUCUUAAUCACCUCGAUCUGCCAGAAGCUGGUGCUGGCUCGCACCUUAAUAGGGGCGACGUCGAGCGGCUGUUCUAUCAUCUGCUAAACGAGGAGGCUAUUGUCGAGGUUAAUUGUGUCAACAAGCGCGGUUUUGCGAACCAAUAUGUGAGUCUUGGCCCUCGAUGCAUGCAAUUUCGCCCUGGUCGCACAGAGAUGAUCAUGAAGAUCAGCACUUCGCCACCAAAGGACAAGACUGUCAAUGCACCAACCAAGAAGUCGAAGAGUACAAAGAGGCAGAAGGAGCUGCCGAUGUCGACCAAUGUCUCCUCACCUCUUCAAGGUCCCUCGAAACGAAAGAAAGCGGAUGUACAGACCAAGCUUGAGCGCAGAAAGCAUGCCAAUGGAUACGCUGAUGACGGGUUCGUAGUCGAAGAUGAACCCGGCUUCAGUGCAGACGAGAGCGACGACGGUUUCGAGCCCAUUCGAACCGUGAGCACUAAAGCUCCCGAGCGCAGGGCACCAGCCAAAGGCCUCACAGCUCCCAUUGCGUCAGACGUUCUCAUGGACAGUUUGGAUCCCGUGAAGAGAUACCUCGUGAAUGACUCUGUGAAAGCUGCGAUCAAGAAGCUGAAGCAGAUUAUGAAGAGGGAAAAGCUGAUGUGGAUGCCCUUUACGGAAACCAUGCUCCGGAUCAUGUUUAUCAAUUCCCUCGACACUAAGGAGAAGCUGCAGACGAUUCCUGGGAUCGACUACGAGCGUAUCAAUCUUUAUGGGCAGCACAUGAUCAAGCUCGUCAAGGAGUACAUCGGCCGCCUCGCAGAAUGCGCUGACGAUGGCAAUGCGAACAAUGAUGAUGGUAAUCCUCCCGCUGACGAAGAAUGCGAGGAAGAGCCCACGAAUGAUCACCAACAUGAGAAGAACGUGAUCGUCAUCGAUAGUGAAGGCGAGCCGGGCGAAGAGGACGACUACGGUCUCGAAGACGAUGACGAUGCAUAUGACCUGGGCGAACAGAGUCGCCACUUCGCACCUCAAUCGAUCCCGAAAGAGGUUGCAGAGUGGAACGCCGGUUUCGUGCAACCUGUGAACCAGGCUCAGACGAAUUUUCCCGAUUCGCAGACGCAGAAGAAAGUUACUGCCAAGAAAUACGUGGCCAAGGACAAGUCCCAGGCCACGUCGCACGAGAGCGGCGCUCGAAGAACGUAUUCAGGCGGCGGCGGCGGCAGCAGCAGGUCGAUGAGCAAAGGAUCCGCGAAGACGGGUAAAGGAGAAUCGAACACUGGUCGACGAAGAGGAGGAGGAGGAGCACGUGGAGGAUUCGGUGGCAUUAGUAUGAUGCCGACUUGAGGCUCCGCGCUCCAUGGCCUGCUGAACUUUGCGCUGGCUCGAUACUGAUGUGCUACGUGCACACGAAUGAUGCGCUCUCGAGCAUGUUUCCUCUCGUGCACGUGCGAUUACAACAACACCCCAUAUUCCUGUCCAUAUUGUCAAUUUCAGAUUCCGAUGUUUACAGCAUAUCAACUGCCAAGAGCGCUCGGGAUCUUCGAACGUCUGGUCCUGGCCUCCUACUGCAGAUACUCGCUUGGACAUACUUGUUGAUGAACUCGCAAUCGUUGUCUUGGGAUCUUUCGGUCCGGGUUUCGGCGUUGUGAUGAUCCCGUCGUGCUGCAACAGCUGGUCCGCCAAGUCUUUGAAAGCUUCACAAUGAAACUCUCAAUUUACCGGUCGUAAGAGGAGAUUUAAAUCCGCGUCGCGAUGUCCCUUGCAAUAUGUUGCGGACCGAAUGACAGACAUGCAUGUUGAUACUCGUUGGAGGAGGGGAGGGGUGUUUGAUGGUAAAAGGACUGACUACUCGAUGCAGCAUGCCUACCUACUUACGAGAGUGAGCCCUCAGUUGCACACAACUACCAAGUCGUCGCAAAAAACAAGAAAAAAAAAAUAAAAGAGAGUCUAGACUCGCUCGGUGGGAUGUUGCAAAAUGAUGCCGUUACGGAAUGUCUUGUCUCAGAUUGAGUUGCGGGCGUCGUUGGCAGUCAUGGGGAUCGUACAGCUAGUUGUACCUUUUCUCGGCGAGACCGAGUCAGACACAACACAACACACGACAAGCUAGGAAGUCAGAAGUCAUUACAUACAUGUACAUACAUGCAAAAG